Metarhizium brunneum ARSEF 3297 is the source of this 6555-nucleotide messenger RNA. Its product is annotated as Polyketide synthase 2. The record is from RefSeq and is a predicted model, not a curated record. NCBI's taxonomy places the organism in Eukaryota, Fungi, Ascomycota, Sordariomycetes, Hypocreales, Clavicipitaceae. Gene Ontology annotation, biological process: fatty acid biosynthetic process; secondary metabolite biosynthetic process. Gene Ontology annotation, molecular function: fatty acid synthase activity; phosphopantetheine binding; 3-oxoacyl-[acyl-carrier-protein] synthase activity.
AUGAUGACCAACACAACGGACAUUCCGCAGAAAGACCCAGAGCUUAUUGCAUUUGGCGAUCUCGCCGCCUCCGAGUGUCUGGAUUCUCUCCAGGGACUACUACAUUCGAAAAACAAUGCCAACCUUUCCGAUUUCUUUGUCCGUGUGAGUUUCGGCCUUCGCCAGUUUCUCGGAUGCCUUCCAUCCACGCAGCAACAUCUCUUCCCGAGGUUCUCGACACUUGUAGAUCUCCUCGACAAGUGGGAGUGCGCUCCCGGUCGACCCGCAUUACAACUCUUCCUGCUGAGCGUGCUGCAGAGCGCUCAGUUUAUCCACCAUUACGGCGGAAAUGCAGCCACGGAAUAUCCAUCGGCGGCGGAUACGUGCAUAAUCAGCAGCUGUGCGGGAAACUUUACUGCUGCGGCCGCCGGCUGUUCCUCAUCGGUGACUAGUUUUGUUCCCUUGGCGGUAGAGUCUGCGCUGGCUGCUUUCAGAACCGGCCUGAAGUCAUGCCUGGUUGGGGAGACGAUUGCGGUUGAAAGGAGCGAUGCGUCAAUGACAUGGUCGGCGUCGGUUUUGCCAACGACAAAUGCCACCGUUGAGGAGCUCCUCGCCUCAUUCACCAAGUCCGCAACUGUAUUGGAAGAUUAUGAAGCAAUAUGGGUUACUGCCAGAACCCCUACUGAAGUCACGACUCUCGGUGGAAGACCUCUUGUCUUGUCCGACUUUGUGGCAGUCAACAAGGACAAGCUGAGAGUCAAGUGGUUGGACAUUGCGUCUCCGUAUCACGCGCCACACUUGUUUAGCGAGCGGGAUAUUGAUGAGAUUAUGGAAGGAGUUGCGGAAAAUACCGCGACGUCCGCAGCAUCGAGAAUCGCUCUAUUGCCCGCAUAUUCUAGCGCUGAUGCAAAGACGGAUUUCUUGGGCCGCCUUCGCAUGGCGGUUGACGGUGCACUAAGACGGCAGUUGGACUUGGAUGCCGUGUUUAGAUCAUGCGGCGAACAUCUAAGCCAGAUGGGGAGUCGCAGAUGUCGUCUCACGGCGAUCGCGUAUGGAACAACAUCGAUGCUCUCCACGGCCUUGCUUAACAACUUUGGGAUUCAUUUGGACAUGACAGAUGUGUUGCAAGUAACUUCUGAUACUAGUCACGUCCCUGGGAGGUUUGAACAAUCCAAAAUUGCUAUUAUUGGAUAUUCUGGGCGGUUUCCGUCAGCGGACUCUACUGAAGCAUUCUGGGAGCUCCUCCGCGCGGGUCGCGACGUCCACCGCGAGAUCCCAGAUGAUCGCUUUGACCACAAGACACAUUACGAUGCGGAGGGAAGGGCUACGAAUAAAUUCCGAGUUAAGCACGGAUGCUUCGUGAAUUCACCUGGUCUUUUUGAUGCUCGAUUCUUUAACAUGUCGCCUCGAGAGGCGGAGAACACGGACCCAGCUCAAAGACUAGCCAUUCUCACAACAUACGAAGCCAUGGAGAUGGCAGGCUUUGUCCGAAACAGAACCCCCAGUACUCAAGACGACCGUGUCGGAGUGUUUUUCGGAUCAACCAGCGAUGACUGGCGCGACAUCAACGCUUCACAAAACGUCGACACCUACUUCAUACCAGGCGGAAAUCGAGCGUUUUGUCCCGGGCGCAUCAGCUACUUUUUCCGUCUAUCCGGACCAAGUCUUAGUGUCGACACUGCAUGCUCUUCCAGCUUUGCGGCGCUGCAAAUAGCCUGCAGCUACUUGUUGAGCGGGCAAUGUGACACCGCCAUUGCUGGUGGCAGCAACAUCAUGACCAACCCCAAUAUCUUCUGCGGCCUGGACAGAGCCCAUUUCCUCUCUACCACCGGAAACUGCAACGUAUUUGACGAUGCAGCGAAUGGAUACUGCAGAGCCGAUGCCGUUACUAGCGUGAUUCUCAAACGAUUGGAGGACGCCGAGGCUGACAACGAUCCAAUAUUGGGCGUCAUCGUCGCGGCUGGUACGAAUCACUGCGGGCAUGCCGAGAGCAUCACUCGACCGCACGAGGGUGACCAGGCCGCGCUGUUCCAACAGAUUCUCCGGCGGGCCAACUACGACCCUCUGGACGUUGGCGUAGUCGAAAUGCACGGGACCGGAACGCAGGUUGGAGACGCCACUGAAAUGAGCUCCGUGUUAUCGACGUUUGCGCCCCGAGCGGAACGGUCAGAAACCCAACGAAACAGACCGUUGUACGUUGGCUCUCUCAAGGCAAAUGUCGGACAUGCCGAAGCUGCGUCUGGGAUCACGUCCUUGAUCAAGAUCCUCCUCAUGCUCAAGCACAAUGAGAUACCGCCGCACUGUGGCAUCAAGACCCAAAUCAACCGCAGUUAUCCUGCAGAUUUGGCAGCAAGAGGAGUGUAUAUUGCAGCCCAACCUACCGCGUGGCCUCGUUAUCCAAGUUCUACGAAACGAGCCGCAUUCGUAAACAACUUCAGUGCAGCAGGCGGCAACACUGCAGUCCUGGUGGAAGAGGCGCCACGACGGUCGGGAAAUGUCCAGGAAAUGGACGGCCGUCAAACCCAUCUAGUUGCCGUCACCGCAAAAACAGCACCAUCUCUUCUGAACAAUGCCCAGUCGCUCGCGUCAUGGCUUCAACAUCACCCGGACACGGCGCUCUCCGAGCUCUCCUACACCACCACAGCGCGACGCACACAUCACGAGCAUCGAAUAAUGGUGUCUGCAGAAAACGUGCCCUCGCUGAUAAGGGACCUCGCAUCACUGUCAAACCAAGAUCCCAAAACGGUCAAGCCCAUUCCGCCUCCGGGAAAACGGCCCCGGAUCGUAUUCACAUUCACCGGCCAGGGAAGCCUAUAUAUCGGCAUGGGCAGAGAUCUCUUCAACGUCUACCGGUCUUUCCGCCAGGACGUCACUCAGCUGGACCAACUUGCCGAAAGCUACAGCUUCCCAAGCUUCAUCAGCCUGAUCAACGGCUCAACCAGCGCUGAGAUUCACACCCUCAGCGCAGUCACCUCUCACCUCGCCCUUCUGUGCACCCAGCUCGCGCUCGUCAAGCUCCUCCACAGAUGGCGAAUCCAACCAACUGCCGUCAUCGGCCACUCCCUCGGCGAAUACGCCGCACUAUACGCGGCGGGCGUCAUCAGCGCCGGCGACGCGAUAUACCUGGUAGGAAAACGGGCCUCGCUGCUGGACCAGCACUGCAGAAAGGGCACGCACGGGAUGCUCGUCGUCAAGGCGUCUCGCCGGGAGACGGAGCGCCUGCUGCGCGUGGUAGGGACCGACUUCGAGGUGGCUUGCGCGAAUCAUCCUGGCGCGCAUGUCGUGGCAGGCCCCAAGGACCAAAUGCCUGCUGUGAUUAUCGCAGCCCACGGGGCGGGAUUGGCAACCGUCGAGUUGGACGUGCCGUUUGCUUUUCACUCGAGCCAGGUAGAUCCUAUCCUGCCGGGAUUCGAGGCCGCCGCGCAGGCCGGCGUUGUUUUUCGCGCUCCCAAGGUGCCUUUUAUUUCGCCGUUGCUGGGGAGAGUUGUGGCGGACGGCGAAGACGGCGUUCUCAAUGUGUCGUAUCUUGCGCGGGCUAGUCGGUGUCUUGUCGACUUUAGCACGGCUUUGACCGUGGCACAGGGCCAUGGGUUGUCUGGCAAUGGUGUGAUUUGGUUGGAAGUCGGAGCGCGCCCUCUUUGCGCCUCGAUGAUUAAACAGACUCUCGGGGCGGGGGAACGGGUGCUGAAUACGUUGAGAGAGAACUUGGGAGGUUGUCAAACCAUGGCCAAGGCGGUAGAGGCGCUGUAUCUUGCGGGUAUGGACGUGGACUGGAGUGAAUACCAUCGCGAGUUUCCGGCAGCGCACGUGGUUCUAGAUCUUCCUCGCUACGCGUGGGACCUGAAGAACUACUGGAUUGACUACAAGGAUGACUUUUGUGUGAAUAGGAAGAUUUGUUUGGGAAAGACGCAAGACGCUGAGCUCCAGACUCGAGUCGAAACGUUCAAGUAUAUAUCUCCAGUGGCGCAAAAGGUCAUAGAGGAGACGCACACGCAGACCAAGUCUUGCAUGGUUGUGGAAUCAGACAUCUUUCAUCGGGAGCUAUUACCGGUUCUGCGAGGCCAUGCCAUCAAUGGUUCAUUUCUUUGCCCUUCGUCGCUGUAUGCCGAGAUUGCCCUGACUCUCGGUGAGUACCUCGUGCAAGAACGCAAGUUGUGCCGAGAGAGUACCGGUUUGGAGAUUUUUAACCUCCGCAUCGACCAGCCUCUUAUUGCAAAGGACGAUGAAACAAGCCGCAUCUUUCGAGUCACAACGGAAGCAGACUGGAGCUCCAACAUGCUCAGCUUGGCCAUUUCCAGUGUUUCUCCGUCUGGGGAGCAACCUGUUUCCCAUGCUACCGUUCAUGUACGCAUUGUUCCCAAUCAGCGCUGGCUCGCGGAUUGGAAGCGCAACUCACAUCUCGUCAUGUCAAGAGUUCAGGCGCUUGAACGAAGCAACAAUAGUCAGAAGCUGCGACGACGCAUGGUUUACAAAUUGUUUGCCGCCGUGGUCGACUACAGUGACGAUUUCAAGGGCAUGUCCCAAGUUCUGCUGGACACGGAUGCGUUGGAAGCCGUUUCGACGGUGCAAUUCCAAAUUGAAUCCCGGGAGGGCCGGCUUGGUAUGGAUGCCAGGUGGAUUGACAGCUUGGGCCAUAUUUCGGGCUUCAUCAUGAAUGCUAAUGAUGCCACGAACAGCCAAGAGCAAGUAUUUAUCAACCACGGGUGGGAAAAGCUGCGCCAUGCCGAGAAGCUCACGGCAUCAAAGACGUAUCGCGCAUAUUGCAGAAUGCAGCUUGAAGAGAAGACGACUUUUGUUGGCGAUGUGUUUGUCCUUGAUGGGGAUCGGAUAGUAGCCGUGUACGAAGGAAUCAAGUUUGUCGGAAUGCAACGUCGGGUUCUCAAUCAUCUGUUGCCUGCGAAACGCCUAGUCAGAGGACAAGAGCCGGCCGCAACGGGGGCUGUUCGGCACGAUUCCGGCCUUUGCUAUUCCGGUAGCAAUACCAAGAAAAGUGUUUCUCAUGAAGUAGCCUCGGCCAUCGGCAAUCAGCCAUCCGUUACUGCGUCUGGGUUUGGGCCUGUGAUGGAGAUUAUUUGUCAAGAAAUUGGGAUCCCGCCCUGCGAUCUGGACCCCGAGUCCCAACUUGCCGACUUGGGUAUUGACUCACUAUUAUCUCUGACCAUUACUUCUCGCGUUCGACAAGAACUUGGUCUAAGCAUUUCUUCAGCGGAACUUCUUGCGUGUGGGCUGGUAGGCCAAGUACAACACCUGUGCGAGGGCAGUUUCGUCUAUUCAUCCUCAACAGACGACAACUCCUCCAAUGGCAGCGAGGUCACCAGUGCUUAUGAGAGCGUCGUUUCAGCCACGAGCGAGGUAUGCAUGUCAGAAACAUCAGACGGCGAUUCGAUCCGAAGCGUGUUGUGGGAGACGAUCGCCCGCGAAACGGCCACACCUGUCGACGAAUUGUUGCCAUCUACCUCUACUGCUGACGCCGGCAUUGAUUCUCUUCUUGCCAUAAUAAUUGCAGGGACACUGUGUGAGAAGCUCAGCGUCAAGAUUACCGGCGCCACCAUCCUGGGCUGCGAGACUCUUCUCGAUUUAGAGGUAGCGUUACGCAAGAUUCUCUGUAACUUGCCAAGCCCAGGUUCAGCAGGAGCUAUAAAGACUGGCUUCCCAAGCGCCCCUACGACGCAGGUACUUGAUGCUGUUCCCAAGUCCAUUUCAGCCGAAAAUCCCCACGGAUCAAUACUCUCGCGAGACUCGGCGGCAGACUCUGUGCUUCUGAGCGGUUCAGUGAGCACGGCCAAGUCCGUCUUGGUCCUUUUCCCAGAUGGAUCUGGAUCGGCCGCAUCAUAUGCCAACCUAGCCCCGAUGUUUUCCAAAGACGUGGCCGUGUACGGAGUUAAUUGCCCCUGGCGCAAGAAUGGCCUAGAGUUGAUUCGGAAGAAGAUCACGGUCUCUCAAAUUGUAGCCAGGCAACUAGUUGAAGUCCGCCGCCUCCUUGAGACUCAUAAGCAGCACGGUUGGCAAAAUCACCCCACCGGGACUCCGAAUCUGGUGUUUGGGGGCUGGUCCGCAGGAGGUGUACUUGCAUAUGAAGCCAUACGACAGUUAGCUGAUGAAGGCGUUCCUGUGAGGAAAUUGCUUUUACUAGACUCACCGGAUCCGUUCGGUUUACAGAUCCCAUCUAGGAAAAUGUCUUACUUUUUGAAAGAUGUACUAAGAUUUGGUGGGAGAACGGGGAAAGCGCCAGACUGGCUCCUCCAGCAUUUUGAUGGCAUGGUCGAGGUGUUGGGAACUUAUUCGCCGUUGCCGCUUGCAAGCAGCACUGACCUGGACACUUUGCUGGUAUACGCAAGGAAAGGAGCGAAUAAUGAUUAUGAAGGCCAAGAGAGAGAGCUCCACGCCCCUGGUAAUCGUGACAUCUGUUGGAUUCUGAGAGAUCGCACUGACUUCACUGCCAACGGUUGGAAGCGAUUGGUGGGGUCUGAAAGGAUUGGCAUAGAGAUCUUGGACCUGGCUGAUCACUUCACCAUGAUGGACGAUGUGCAUCAACUGAAGCAACUCGGAAAUAUUGUGAAUGGCUUUUUGAGAUGA